Messenger RNA from Hemibagrus wyckioides, 5398 nucleotides. It is a transcript of the gene prkcbp1l, whose product is annotated as protein kinase C binding protein 1, like. The coding region runs from base 1288 to 4638 and encodes 1116 amino acids. Gene Ontology annotation, molecular function: protein binding. Lineage: Eukaryota; Metazoa; Chordata; Actinopteri; Siluriformes; Bagridae. The transcript is spliced from 20 exons. Gene Ontology annotation, biological process: regulation of DNA-templated transcription. The record is from RefSeq and is a predicted model, not a curated record.
UGGUGUCCUGAGCUUUGGCCUGGGCAUGUCACAUGACUGCAGAGCAAACUCAGGCAGCCAUUACUCAUUGCUGAAACGGCAAACAAAUGGCAGUCAAAUGUUGCACUGCCAUAGAACUUAGGCUGGAGUGGGAGCAAGGCCCUCUUUUCCCCGAUUUGCCACCACCACCACCACCACCACCACCACCCCUCUCCUGGUAGUAAUAGGGAGAAAAUAGGAUUGUAGGAUGGGGGAGGAGGUGACUGAAUGGUGUAAAUCUUUUGUAAGCUGACUGCCUGGCCCAUUGUCUGCAUGUCUGCUGCUGAGCCUGGCACAGAAACUAGUGGCACAUUACACAGAAGCUGUUGUCAGUGCCCCUCUUUUGCAAAUCUAACAUGUCAAUUCACAUCAACAAUCUAUUAUUGUCUAAUCAACCGUUCUUCAAACUUCCUUGUUGUUAUUGUGGACUCUGGACUCAAACCAGUCGUGUGCAUGCAUUUCUUACACGUUCUAUCGUAACAGUGUACAGACCUGCCAUUGUUGAGGAUCGCUGUAUUACAAAAGAAUGCAUGAGAUCCUAAAGUAUUAGUUCUUUCUCCCUGAGCAUGUAAUGAACACCAUGUUCUCUAUGUUCGACAUCUGUCACAACCAGCCAUAUGGGUGGGUCAGAAAUAAUGACACGUUCUGACUUUUGCAACUGAAAUACUCUCUUGUCUAUAUGGUAAAAGUCACCAUAAUGUAAAUCAUGCAUAUGGUUUAUUAUAUGGACUCACCCAACAGGACCUUACCCCUUCAGCAAAUAUUUGUGGGUUUGACUGGUAAUCCACCCCCCCCCUUUUUUUUUACGCCUUUGUCUUUAUGUAUGCAAAGGUCAUACGUUUUUAAAAUGUCUUACACAGGCAGUAAGAUGUUUUCUUAAAACCUUUGUCUUGAUGGUGGAAAGCCAUCAGACACCACUGUGAGUUCUCCGUCCCCGUUUGUUCUUUUCUAGAAGAAACAUAGACCUCGGGUACAUGGUCAAAAUGUGCUUUUGUUUAUGUGGCAAAAUACUGUCUCUGAUUAUGGUGAUUAUAGCAUCAGAUAAUGAGGUAAGCUUCCCCAUGGAAUCAGCACAUUUCUGCUGGUCCUUAUAUGAGAAAAUAUACGCUAAAUAGGCAGUAGAAUGGCACCUACCCCACCGACCAAUCAGCCAGUCUUAUGCAAGUGUCUUGCCCCGUUGAGAGGGAGACACAACAUAAGCAGCAGAUAGAAAGGCAUGUUGUGGAAAAUUUCUCAACCAUCCUAUGAUUCCAAUGUAAAGGUCAUCAAAUGAAGAAUAUGUCAGUUAACAAAAGCUUGGCUGAGGAGGAGUUCAAGACAGUGUCUGCUGUGGUCGAGGGGAUGGAGGUAUCGGUACCACCUAAAGUUCUUGAUCUAGGUCCAGCAGAAGCAACACCGGCUAGUCAAAAACGGAAAGCACCAAGUCCCCCUCACUCCUCUAACGGCCAUUCACCAUCUGACACAUCUCCCAGUGGGGUCAAGAAGAAAAAGAAACCUGGCUUGGUUCCCAGCAACAAUAAAGAUCAGUGUGAGCUAAGACAUGGUCCCUUUUACUAUGUCAAGCAGCCUGCACUCACCGCAGACCCUGUUGAUGUUGUGCCACAGGAUGGGAGGAAUGACUUCUACUGCUGGAUGUGCCACCGUGAGGGCCAGGUGCUCUGCUGUGAGCUCUGCCCACGUGUGUACCAUGCCAAGUGCCUCAAACUGGCUGCUGAGCCUGAAGGCGACUGGUUCUGUCCAGAGUGUGAGAAAAUAACAGUAGCAGAAUGUAUUGAGACUCAAAGCAAAGCCAUGACCAUGCUGAAUCUGGAACAGCUAUCCUACCUGUUGAAGUUUGCCCUGCAAAAAAUGAAGCAGCCUGGGACAGAGCCAUUUCAGAAACCAGUCUCUCUGGAGCAGCAUCCUGACUACGCAGAGUACAUUUUCAACCCAAUGGACCUGUGCACCUUAGAGAAGAAUAUCAAAAAGAAGACGUAUGGCUGCACAGAGGCAUUUUUGGCAGAUGUGAAAUGGAUCUUACACAACUGUAUUAUUUAUAAUGGAGGGAAUCAUAAACUUACUGCAACAGCAAAGGUCAUUGUUAAGAUCUGUGAACAUGAGAUGAAUGAAAUUGAAGUUUGUCCAGAGUGUUACCUGUCAGCUUGCCAAAAGAGAGACAACUGGUUCUGUGAACCAUGUUCUCAGCCCCAUCCACUGGUAUGGGCUAAGCUGAAAGGUUUUCCUUUCUGGCCUGCUAAAGCUCUGAGGGACAAAGAUGGCCAGGUAGAUGCUCGCUUCUUUGGCCAACAUGACAGAGCCUGGGUGCCCAUCAACAACUGCUACCUCAUGUCAAAAGAGAUUCCCUUCUCUGUAAAGAAGACUAAGAGCAUCUUCAACAGCGCAAUGCAAGAGAUGGAAGUUUAUGUGGAAAACGUACGCAAGAAACAUGGAGUGUUUAAUUACGCUCCAUUCAGGACACCAUAUACGCCAGACAACAUGUUCCAGAUGCUGCUGGAUCCAAGUAACCCCAGGAAAGGCACAGUCAUGCCAGAGAAACAGGACAAGAUCAAGUUUAACUUUGACAUGACUGCAUCUCCCAGGACACCCCUGGGAAAGAGUGUGGGACACAGGAUGAGUGACAUGCCCAGGUCUCCAAUGAGCACCAAUUCCUCAGUACACACAGGAUCAGACCUUGAGCAGGAUGCAUCAGAGAAAGGAACAAGAAUCCCAUCUAGCCACUACAGUACAGGAGAAGACUCUAUGGAUUGCACAGCAUCACCAGCAUGUCUGAAGAUCACAGGUAGCCCAAAACCUGUCCUACCUUCACCUCUUAAACAGGAGAGAACACAGAAUACUGCCAGCAUCCUCAACCUAAAUCUUGACCGCAUUAAGGCAGAAAUGGACCUAAAGGAGCUGAGUGAGACUGUACAGCAGCAGCAAGGCCCAUCUGUACUCCUUACCUCCCCAAAGAAACCCACUAGAAGUUUGGAUAAGACCAUAGAGAGCUGCAAGGCCCAACUAGGCAUUGAUGAAAUCUCUGAGGCUGUGUACCAAGGUGUAGAUCACAGUGAUUCUGAUGAUACUGACAAGUCUGACUCCAGCGACAGCGAGUAUGCAAGUGAAGAGGAGCAGGAGCUGAAAAAUGCCACAAAGAAUGAAGAGGACGUGGAAGCCGUCUUUAAAAACAAAAAAAGACUGAGACCUACAUCUUCACAACUGCAAAACAAUAAGAACCAGUCUGAAAACGCGCCCGAGAAGGUGGCCUCGGAGCCUCCUCUGAAAAAGAAAGCCAGUGUUGUUUCAGAGAAGGAAGCCCAGGAAAAGCCCCGGACAAUCCAACAGACACAGUCCCAGAAAGAGAGACCUUCAGCUGGCCAUGAGGGCAAGGCUGGAGCAGUGGAUGCAGAUUCAGACUCGGAAAGAGAACUAGUGAUCGACCUUGGUGAGGAGCAGGGAGGAAGAGAUAGGAAGAAACCAAAGAGAGAGGCUUCAUCAAUCUCCAACUCUAUAACCAAAGACAACGCAGUCAUCAAAACUGAAGGAAAGGCUCUGGCUGCUGCCAGCCCAUCAGUCUCUCCAUCCACAGUACCCUCUGCUUCAUCCUCCAAACCCAGCACAAGAGAUUCAACCCAGCCAGCCUUAAAGCCACCAAACACCACAUCCACCCCACCCUUCACCUCUUCCAGCACCACCUCUGUACCAGCUACUGCGACAAAUUCCUCUACGUCUGCUGUGGUAAAGAAACAGCGCCCUCUGCUGCCUAAGGAGACAGCACAGUCCGGUCAGGCGUCUGUGGUUUGGAACCAGGCUGGGAAUAAGAUCCAGACCUCCUCACCGAAGUGGCACCUGCAGAAAGUUCAGAAGCAGCAACAUGGCUCACAGUCUCAAAGUCCAUCAGCUUCCAGCAAUGCCAGCACCCGCUACCAGACUAGGCAGUCUGCUAAAGCUGUCCACCAAAAGGACACCUUGCCUGCGUCCUCUAGCUCAGUCCUGGCUGGGGACUUCCUCACCCCGCCUGCCUCUGCUGAUGUAGCAGCUGACAUUGCCAAGUACACAUCUAAAAUAAUGGACGCUAUUAAAGGAACAAUGACUGAGAUAUACAAUGAUCUUUCCAAAAGCACAACAGGAAACACUAUUGCUGAGAUACGAAGGUUGAGGAUCGAGAUUGAGAAACUCCAGUGGCUGCAUCAGCAAGAGCUUUCUGAAAUGAAACAUAAUCUGGAACUGACCAUGGCUGAGAUGAGGCAGAGUUUGGAGCAAGAGAGGGAGAGGCUUGUGUCAGAGGUAAAGAAGCAGAUGGAGGUGGAGAAGCAGCAGGCUGUGGAUGAAACGAAGAAGAAGCAGUGGUGUGCCAACUGUAAGAAGGAGGCCAUUUUCUACUGCUGUUGGAACACCAGCUACUGUGAUUAUCCUUGUCAACAAGCACACUGGCCUGAACACAUGAAAUCCUGCACGCAGUCAGCCACAGCAUCGCAGCAAGAGCCAGAGGAGGACGCCUCUGCAGUUCCACUACCCAAAACCUCAGGACAAUCACCUAAAACCCAGCAUUCACCUCCAGCCAACAAAAAUUCACCAACACACAAAACCCCCUCACCUACAAGAGACAACACUAAAGCAAGCGCCACCGUCUCUGUGUCCUAACCAGAACUUGUCUGUCAUUCCUUUAUGGUCACCAACCUGGAUGCUUUUGGACUGGGGUCUUCUUCUUCUUCUUCUUCUUCUUCUUCUCAAAGCAAAGUGACAUAUUAAACUUACACUCCUCAGCUGCCCAGUUCACUACACCUGAGGAUGUAAGAAAGUGGUUAAAUUUUUUUAUAUACAUUUCCGAAUCAUUCAUCGUUUUUUUUUAGUCUACGUAAAACUGAUUUUGUACAAAAGCUGAAACUUUCAUAUAAAAUAUGUUAAUGUAAUACUGUUUUUUUACACAGAAUUGAGUUUUAUACAGUGCAGAUAAAAUAAAUUCAUCUGCUCGGUCAGUUUUUAUGUACUCGCUGCACUUAACGGUGUCGUUAGAGAUGGUUCCUUUAUUUUUUUUUCAGAUGGUGGAUCUUAGGAAACAUGGUGGAAUUUAUUUGUUCACAACAUGCUAUGCUUUGGUUCUCACUACAUCACCCAUCAAAGACAUUCUUUGUAGCCAUCUUACUGAGGUCAUUAAUCCUGCAGAUAUUGCUUGAUUUUAGGCUGGGGAAAAAAAAGUUAUCAAGGAUGUAUUUGUAUUUCACUUCAAGUUUUCACGUGUUUACAUAUUGUAAAUAAUUAAAAAAUUAAAAGGAGACAACUAUCUGUAAGAAAAAUAAAAUCAACCCCCUUCUGAAAUUAAACUCAUGAGUUCUGUUGCAUUUCUGUAGGACUUUCUUUGGAGUCAAAAAUGAAUGAUCGAAAACAAACUACAAUAAGGCGA